UAGGGCGGAAGUGGGUCCAUUUUUUUCCUCAAUCGGAUAAGAGCGGCUCGAGGAGCUGCAGCCAGAGCAACGCGCAGCCACGAGAGCGCCCACCUUAUGUUAACAUAAAUGUUAAUUCACCGAGAGUAAACAACGCCAACAACAACGAAGAAAGGAACGCAAUUCAGGUCCAUACGGUCGUUGGACCGAGUUUUUCCCAGUUGUAGGGCACCAUUUUCCACGCUGCGCAUUCCUCCAUGCAGAGAGCCAGAGAGGAAGGGAGAGCACCGACAGACUGAACGGGCAACGAGAGCUGGAAGCGGCCUCUUUACAAGGUGGACCGGUGAAUUCACCCACAAAGGCUCGCGAUAGACGUCCUGUCUGUUGUUUUGGACGUGUCGAAGUCUCCCUGUGUUUGUUUUGAUGACCAAAGGCACACUAUGAGACCGUUGCUUUGAUGAAUUAUUUACGGUCUCGUUCCGAGGCUCGCGUUGCGACUACCAACCCAACGUUGGCUGCGCCCGACGCCGCCUGAAUGGGCCCAGAUGGUGGACUAGAGAGAAAAUCCACCACGGGCCUUAAUUGGAGCGCAGAAAAAAAACCGUGAAAAAUUAUAAAUACUUCGAUACUCGUCUGGGUGCUGUUUCGUAGCGCAGAGCUACGGAAUGAUGUUGCUGAGUCGGUGGGGGAGGAGAGACGGAGCCCCCAGUACUUCCACGCUAAUCCAGUGUCACUCCAGUUUCGGGUUUAUUUUAUGAGCCUCAACGAAGCACCAUCGGACACUUUUUCUCGCUCAUUGUAAUCUUGCUGGUCUUAUUCGAUAGUGUGACGCGGAUGCUUCACUCACGCCUUACACAACUGAAUUGAUAUGAUCUUAACAGCCUUAGUGUUUUUCUUUUUGUUACCUCAGAACAAUCUUUGAAGAACUGCCUAGCUCCUUGUUCUGCAUCAGGUCAGAGUUAUACAAUACAGAGACAAAUCAGUAAGUCGAUGAGCACCGAUUUCACUGUUGAACUUACUUUAAUAGGCUACCUCAUGAAUCUACCUCAAAUACAACUUAAUUUUCUACACAACACAACGGGCCGAUGUGUCCCCAAAUAAAUACCUCAACCUCAUCGCUGCGCAUGUUGUAAACUGAGUCUGUAUUUCGGUAAUGCUGCAGAUGGCUUCGUUCCCAGACACGGACCUGCAGACCUGCCCGCUCUGCAAGGAGCUGUGCGGCUCCUCUGCUCCUAUUUCUUCUAGCUCUUCUACCUCUUCAUCUUCCUCACAUACCUCAUCCUCCUCCAGCCAGACCAACAGGAGGCUCCACGUCCUGCCCUGCCUCCAUGCCUUCUGCAGGCAGUGCCUAGAGGGCCAGCGCAGUCCAGGGGACCCGCUGAAGCUCCGGUGCCCCACCUGUGACCAGAAGGUGUGUAUCUCUGAGGCUGGAGUGGACUCCCUGCCUUCUUCCAACUUCCUCUUCAGCAAUCUGCUGGACGUGGUGGUGAGCUCUGAGGAGCAGAUUCAGAACAAGAAUGGCGGCCACCACCACCACCCCCGGGGAGGCUUAGGUGGAGGCUCCUCUGGCUUCCAUCACCCUAAUCAUGGAGGCCUGCUGCACCCUAACCACCUGGGAGAGCCUCAGUGCAGUUCCUGCGACGAGGAGAACCCAGCCACCUCCCACUGCCUUGACUGCCAGGAGUAUCUGUGUGACAACUGUGUGCGGGCACACCAGAGGGUGCGGCUGACCAAGGACCACUUCAUCGAGCGCCUGGGAGAGAACUUCCACCUGGGCCGAAACAAUGUCAACAACAAGCCGGGCCAGCCGGGGGUAUCGGUGUCUCUCGCCCAGUCCUUGCAGAACAACUUUGCCCUGCUGUCCCUGUUCCAGGACCACAUGAGCUUCUGCCAACACCAUGACAAUGAGGUGUUUCUGUUCUUCUGUGAAUCCUGCUCGGUGCCUAUCUGUAGGGAGUGCAGUGUUGGCCGUCAUAUGGGCCACACCUUUAUUUAUCUACAAGAUGCUGUACAGGACUGCAGGGCCAUCACCAUCCAGCUGCUGGCAGAUGCCCAGCAGGGACGUCAGGCUGUGCAGCUAAGCAUGGAGAAGGUCCAGGCCAUGGCAGAGCAGGUGGAGAUCAAAGCCAAGGUGGUGCAGACGGAAGUAAAGGCCCUUGUGCUCAAACACAAGAAAGCACUGGAGGAGAGGGAGUGUGAACUACUGUGGAAGGUAGAGAAAAUCCGUCAGGUGAAGGCUAAGUCUCUGUACCUGCAGGUGGAGAAACUGCACCAGAGUCUGACCAAGUUGGACAGCACCAUCGCGGCCGUCAGCCAGGUGCUGGAUGAGGGCCGCCACCUUGAUGUGCUGCUGGCCAGAGAGCGAAUGCUCACCCAGAUCCAUGAACUCAAGGCUUUGAGGAGCCUGCUGCAGGCGCAAGAGGAUGACCGCUUCAUGUUCACUCCUCCAGACCAGGCUCUAUACAUAGCUAUCCAGUCAAUGGGCCUUAUCAGCAGUGGAGCCUUUGCCCCAGUCACCAAAGCCCAUGGUGAGGGUCUGAAAAGUGCACUACGUGGCAAGCCUGCAUCCUUCACUGUGAUUGGAUACGACCAUGAUGGCGAGCCACGUCUUUCCGGCGGGGACACGGUGUCUGCAAUAGUCAUGUCAGUCCCAGACGGUAACCUGUCUGCAGCAGAGGUACAGGACCACCAGAAUGGCUCCUACAGCGUCAGCUACCUGCCUAAAACUGAGGGGGAGCACCUUGUGUCGGUGUUGGUGUGUAACCAGCACAUCCAGGGCAGCCCCUUCAAGGUGAUCGUGAAGUCAGGGAGGAGCUAUGGCUCCCUGGGCUCCCAGGUUUCUUCCUUCGGGUGCGAGGGGGAGGGAGAUGGUCAGCUGUGUCGUCCCUGGGGCAUCAGCGUGGACAAGGAGGGAUACGUGGUGGUGGCCGAUCGCAGCAACAACCGCAUACAGAUAUUCAAGCCUUGCGGUGCCUUCCACCAUAAGUUUGGCUCUCUGGGUUCUCGGCCUGGUCAGUUUGAUCGUCCAGCGGGGGUUGCAUGUGACAGUCAGAGACGAAUCAUUGUGGCUGAUAAAGACAAUCACCGUGUGCAGGUGUUUACUUUUGAGGGCCAGUUCCUGCUGAAGUUUGGGGAAAAGGGUACUAAGAAUGGGCAGUUUAACUAUCCCUGGGAUGUGGCUGUCAACUCUGAGGGUAAGAUCCUGGUCUCAGACACUAGGAACCACCGUGUGCAGCUCUUCGCCCCUGACGGCUCUUUCCUCAACAAGUAUGGCUUUGAAGGGGCCCUAUGGAAACACUUUGACUCUCCCAGAGGAGUGGCCUUUAAUCACGAAGACCACCUGGUGGUGACCGACUUCAACAACCACAGGCUCCUUGUCAUCCGACCGGACUGCCAGUCAGCUCGCUUUCUGGGCUCUGAGGGCACCGGGAACGGUCAGUUUCUGCGGCCCCAGGGCGUCGCUGUGGACCAGGAGAACCGAAUCAUCGUGGCCGACUCCCGCAACCACCGAGUCCAAGUGUUUGAGCCCAAUGGAAACUUCUUAUGCAAAUUUGGCACACAGGGGAGUAGCUUUGGACACAUGGAUCGCCCCUCCGGUGUGGCUGUGACGCCUGACGGAGUCAUUGUGGUGGUUGACUUUGGAAAUAAUCGCAUCCUCAAGUUCUAACAAAGUUUAUCUUUGCAUCCUCUCUCUCUGUUUGCCCUUUUGCAGUUUUGUUGAUGAAGGAAAUGGAGGCGAGAGAAUGAAAUCAACAGACACAACAGGAGGCAAGCUCAGAGAGGAUUGAGAGCAUGCUGAAGUGAAGGGAAAUUAAAACUAUAGCUCUUUUUUUCAGUUACAUUACUAUAUUCCCAAUGAGAUAUCUGUGGUAUGUAUGACAAAGGGGACCUCUACAAAUUGAUAAUCAGUAGAACAAGCCAUAUUUUCCUUCCUCUGUCUCAGCUGCUCUGAAUUCUCUCUGUGAGCUCUCCUUAAUAUCCAUCUCAGGGAUUUUUUCACUUUUCUUGAAAUCUUGUACCCUCUGCUCCAUACCUACCUCAUUUAGCUCUUUAUGAAUGUACUCAUAGUCACUGAGCAGAGGUUUUAGUCCGUGAAGUUUUACAAAGCAGAAAAGCCUACCUCUAUACUUUAUUUAAGAGAAUAGACUAUUCAGUUGAUAUUUGCACAGGAUUAAAUGAAUUCUUGCUGUGCAUUUUGAAAUAUGAGUUAAAGUGAACCUCCUGAAUGUUGUUGCUGAGACAAUACUCAGACCGCUGUAGAGGCUGCGUGAUUUAUUCUCAUUAGAGGGCUUUGCUCGGAGAGGAAACUAGGGUACAGUAGUGUCGUUUUUCGUGAUUUUAGGCUAGUUAGUUUUUCUCUUAUGCAUCGACCCAUGUCUCUUUGGGGCUCUGUGAAGUUUGUCGUGUCAUGAUAGCCUCAGCAGAGUGUGCGAAGCGAUGCCAAAAUAGAUAGAAUCAAAAUAAGUUCAGAUCACGUUAGGACUGAUUUAAAAUUGUCAGUACUUUUCAGGCUCUCUCCCUCUAGCUUUACUGGCUAAUGCUAAAUUGAUGAAUUUAUUGACAAAUAUUGAAAUCAUCUCCAUAAUAAUCCCUGAAAUAAGUUAUAACUAAGUUGCCCUGUGAGAAAAAAUAAUCCAACGUGUUUGAUCAUGCUUACACCCCACGCCCCCAAUCUGCGCUCAUAAAACCGGAUGAACUCAUGUCUUUGAGCAAAUAAGAGAACCUGUUUCGUUACUAUCCAGUCAGUUGCGUAAACAACUAAGAUGCAAAGACAAGUAUGCAAGGAGAGCAAUGUCUCCUCUAAAAGGGAGGACCCACCAAAGGAUUUUGGUGAUGAAUUUUCCGAGAUCUAGAGCGAUCUUAGCGCAGAGAUUUAAUAAUUUAAUUGAAUGACACCUUUUUGAUGAGGCAUGCUGUGUGACAAAAGCCUCACGGGUAGACACCUAAUAUGGCUGUCCAGAGGACGUUGAUGACAUCAAAUAAAGGCCUAACAUUAUAAUCCUUUGGAUUUAGAUUGUGGUUGAAAGCCACCCCCCUUGGCUCCUGGGGCCAAGGAUUUAGUCCAAUGAGAGGGCGAGAUCACAAAGCCCUGCCCUAUUUAUUGAUCCUCGGAGUGGAGGAGACAUCUCCAGAUUGAGAGCUAGUAGACCGAUUCCUCUAAAGAUGGAGGUCUGUAGACCAACUACUGGAGUCAACCAAAGUUAGAAUUUCUGCACAAUGGCCAACUGUAGAUUUGGCGAUUUUAAAGAAACCUGGG
Molecule: messenger RNA, 5236 nt
Organism: Sander lucioperca (pikeperch)
Lineage: Eukaryota; Metazoa; Chordata; Actinopteri; Perciformes; Percidae
Gene: trim71
Product: tripartite motif containing 71, E3 ubiquitin protein ligase
Exons: 7
Coding region: 1133-3646 (837 amino acids)
Biological process (GO): proteasome-mediated ubiquitin-dependent protein catabolic process; protein polyubiquitination
Molecular function (GO): zinc ion binding; ubiquitin protein ligase activity; protein binding
Source: RefSeq, a predicted model, not a curated record